UUAGCUUGAAAAGUAUGAAAAAAAAGUAAAUAGUUCAGCACGUGAAUCUUUUUUAAUUUUUGUGAUCGUUUAUAUUUUAUACGAAGUCUUUUAAUAAAUAAAUGACUUCAAAAAAUGAUUUAGAUAGCGAUUCAACUAGUGGAUCUGAUGAUGAUUACAUAGAGGAACCUUACGUAGAUACAUCUUUAGAAGGAUUAUGUUUAUUCUGUGACCAGAUCGAGAUCAAUGGUGAUAGUUUACUUUUGCAUCUGAAAAAUGUACACUCUGUUGAUUUAAAAGAUAUUUGUUCAACAAAUCUUGUUGAUUCUAUUUUAUACAUUAAACUUAUCAAUUUCAUUCGCUCUUGUAAAGUUGAACCCGCUCAGCUCAAAGAGAUUUUGAGCAAAGAUGAUUGGAAAGAAGACGUUUAUAUGAAACCAGUAAAAGAAAAUGAUCUUUUAUUAACUUUAGAUAUGGCUGAUGAUUCAGAUGAUGAUGCUGAUAUUAAUUGUAGUGAAUUAGUUCAAAAUUUACCAAAAGUUGACGUUCAACAACAAGCAAUGUUCCUUGAAGAAUAUAAAAAAAUGAGAUCUUUGAUCUUUGAUCUGAGUCAAAUUGAUGAACCUAGAUCGUCUCAUCAUGAUUUGGAUAGUGAUAAUUAUUUUUACAGUUACUCACAUCACUCGAUUCAUUGGGAAAUGCUUUCAGAUCGACCUCGAACAGAAGCAUACCGCCAAGCAAUAGACUCUAACACUAAUAAUUUUCUCGGUAGUACAGUUCUUGAUAUCGGAUGUGGAACUGGAAUUUUAUCUUUGUUUGCUUGCAAAUCAGGCGCUGCUAAGGUUGUCGCCGUUGAUCAAAGUGAAAUUAUUUAUUCUGCUAUGGACAUUGCUCGGGAGAAUGGAUAUGAAGACUCUAUUGUUUUUAAAAAAGGAAAACUUGAAGAUUUAGAAUUGAAUGAAAAGUUUGACAUAAUUGUAUCCGAAUGGAUGGGCUAUUUUCUCCUUUUUGAAGGCAUGCUUGACACUGUUAUCAAAGCUCGUGAUAAAUAUCUGAAACCAGGAGGUUUAAUGUUACCAGGAUCUUGUACUCUUUACAUGGCUGCCUUAUCUAAUGAACAAAUUUACAAUGAACGUAUCAAUUUUUGGAAUGAUGUUUAUGGGUUCAAAAUGACUUCCAUGAAGAAAGAUGUCCUCAGUGAAGUUUUGGUGAAGGAUGUAAACAGUGGGUCCGUUAUCAGUGAUGUUUUUGAGAUUAAAACCUUUGACAUAGGAACAUGUACAAUUGAAGAGGCUCAAGUCGUACAAAACUCUUUCCAAUUGAGGAUGACUUCAUCGGGUGCAGUUCAUGGGUUGGUUUUUUGGUUUGACUGUUUUUUCACUGUAGACAAAAAGUCCCCUAUAUCUCUCAGUACAUCACCACAUGCUGAAGCUACACACUGGAAACAAUCUAUUCUAUUACUGAAGGAACCAAUUCAAUUAAACUCUGGUGAAUUAUUGACUGGUGAAAUUAAAAUCAAUCGAAGUUGUGAUGAUUUCCGUUCUUUGCAAAUAUUAUUAACCAUAGAUGGAAAGGGAUCACAAAAGUUCAUCAUGAAUUGAUGAUGACUCGUCAAACUGUUUUCCUAUAAAUUAAAUUUUUGUAUUUUGUUGAAUUGCGAAAUGAGAAGAAUAAUUUUUUAACUUCUUUCAAAGUAUGAAUAAAUUAACAAACGAAACGCAUCACAUUCUGAUCAUUCGUAUUAAAUUAAUCAUAUUAAGAAA
Tetranychus urticae (two-spotted spider mite) is the source of this 1742-nucleotide messenger RNA. The record is from RefSeq and is a predicted model, not a curated record. NCBI's taxonomy places the organism in Eukaryota, Metazoa, Arthropoda, Arachnida, Trombidiformes, Tetranychidae.